Rhipicephalus sanguineus (brown dog tick) is the source of this 1720-nucleotide messenger RNA. RefSeq lists its product as uncharacterized. The transcript has 3 exons. The record is from RefSeq and is a predicted model, not a curated record. NCBI's taxonomy places the organism in Eukaryota, Metazoa, Arthropoda, Arachnida, Ixodida, Ixodidae. Bases 1 to 1440 code for a protein of 479 amino acids.
AUGGGCACCCUGUCUUUCUCCUUUGGUGAAAAUUCGUGGAAUUGUGCUUUAGAAAGAAUACCAGAUGAUAGUGAACCAGCUUCAGAUUCAUGUGAUGAUGAUGGUUAUGUCAGCAAGCUUUCCAGUACACAUCCAGAGCAUAAGCUUCCAAGAGGAAAAGCAUCAACUGGCUCAGACACAGCAACAUCUCGGCCAACGCCAGUUACGGGCUCCUCGUCUUUUUCUAGUCAAAGUGAUGGGAGGAAUGGUACGGAAAAAGCAAUACCAGAUAAUAGUGAACCGGGUUCGGUUUCAUGCGAUGGUGAUGAUCACGCCAGCAAGCUGUCCAGUACGCACCCAGAACCAAAAGAACCGCUGUUUGUAUUUGGUGUCACUUUGCCAAAUAGUAAACAGUUAAGUGCUGUCGCCGCUGUCCAUGUUGAAAUACCAUCUGGAAAGGAUUCAUCUGUUACAUAUGCAAUUUGUGGAGGCCUAAAUGUAAAGGAAGUGUCAUGCCAACUGACUAAAUCCGGUGGAUGCUUGUACGUUAGUCCACAGUAUAUGGAGGAAACUUUGGAGGACUCACAGGAAGUUGGCUCAUUUGCUGCGUUGGCUACUGUGAAGGGAGAACCAACUUCCAGCUUUUCAGUGAGCUCUUUGUCUGUGUUUCCAACCAUCUCUCAGGAACGUGGACCUACUGAGCCACCUGCAGCAGCAAAGUUGACUGUUUCUGUUUCUAGCUCACCAGGGGGCACUGUAAACAUGGUGCACAGUUCAUCAAGAAGCCAUGUGUUUGAAUUUGGUGUGACACAGCCAAAUCGGAGCGAACCUGCUCCGCUUGGCUCCCCAUUUCCUGGUACUGUCAGCUCAGAAGAGAAUGUGUUCACUGCAGAUGUAUCUUCUGGCCCCCCAAAAGAGAAAACGGCUUCUGGAAACAUUGCCUUGCCUGGUGCUGCACUGGAAGCAAAUGUUGAGCUGGCUGAUAUGGUGACACCACAGGAGCGCAUAGCUGGCCACAAGCUUACAUCAGAUGGAGAAAUACAUGAAGCCUCUCAGAACUUGCCACAUAGUAGGCUGUCUCGUGAAAUCCUUAAGUUGCGUCAAUAUAUUACAGAAAAGAAAGAUAUGCCUACUUCCAAUGGUGUGGGCUUCUGUCCCGACAAUCUCUAUUCAGAAACUUCAGCACUCAUGUCCAGCCCUGAAGCAGGACUAUCGACUUCUACAUCUAGGCCUUUAACCAUCACAUCUGGACCAUCUUCAGUCCCAGCUACCAGUACACCCAUGACAACAGCAUCAACACUGGCAAAUGGAAUGGGCCCGUGGUCGCCAACAACGCAGUUGACUACGUCAGAAAAUGGCUUCGCUACCUCCUCCCCAGUUGGCCACAUGAAAGACACGCCAAGACGCCCUAAAAAGGCCUCUUGUCGCAGCUGUGCUUCCAGGGGAAGAGCUAAGCAAUAAUACAGCAGGAUGAAAGCAGCCAUGAAGAGCUUGUUAAUUUAGGAUGCCAUCGAAGUCCCGUGGUGGCGAUUUUUUAACCUUAUAGUUUUAAGCAUGCUAUUGUCGUGACCAUCAUGCAUCAGGAUGACAAGUGGUCAUGCUGCUGAGAAAAGCGACAGUCAGGAUCGUAUUGUUAUCAUUUAAGUAAAGAUUUUUACAUACAAUCAUUAUUGAUGAAUACUUGUGUUCGGCUGACGUGAGCCGGUAAAUUGUAAUGAAAAUGUGAAAAUAAAAAUGCCUA